Saprolegnia diclina VS20 is the source of this 2122-nucleotide messenger RNA. RefSeq lists its product as hypothetical. Bases 88 to 1947 code for a protein of 619 amino acids. The transcript is spliced from 3 exons. The record is from RefSeq and is a predicted model, not a curated record. NCBI's taxonomy places the organism in Eukaryota, Oomycota, Saprolegniomycetes, Saprolegniales, Saprolegniaceae. Gene Ontology annotation, molecular function: 3'-5' exonuclease activity; nucleic acid binding. Gene Ontology annotation, biological process: nucleobase-containing compound metabolic process.
GCGAUCUUGGCGCCAAGAGCACGACGUAGGCGUCGUGGCCGAUGUGCCAGCGUCUCAUUUUGAAAUUCCCUUUGCAUCCCACUCACUAUGGCACCGAUCCUUGCCGUUCCGGACGAGCGCGCGCGCCUCGUCGCAGCAGCGCUCGCCAUGCAGCUGCAGACGACAGCAGCCAAGAACCAGCGCAAGAAGAUGCUGACGACCAUGGAGGCGCUCUCGAUUGACGUCAAGAAGACCGUGACCGUGGUCAACCAGGCGUCGUUGCUGCAGGCAGCGCAAGUGCGACUGCGCGACGCGACGUUGAUUGGCCUCCAUACGGAGCCGGCCAUGACGACGCGGAAACCGGAGGAGCCCGUGUCGGUUGUCGUGCUUGCGAUGCGCGAUGCGAGCGGCGUCGAAGAGGUGUUUCUCUGGGAUCUCCUCGCGCUCGACCCGAUGGACUGCGACGACGCACUCGCCGAGAUCUUUGCAUCGCACAAUGUCGUCAAGCUGGGCCAUAGCAUUCUUCCGACACUGCAGGCGCUUCACGAGGCGUACCCGUCCGCCGCCUGCUUCCAACAGCUCAGCCACGCCGUUGAGGUGAACGCGCUUUUGCAGCGGCUGACCCACUCGGCGGUCUUCUUGAGCCUCGAGAAGCUCGUGACGGUGUGUUUGCGCCGACGCCUUCCCAAAGCGCCCCACGCCGAGUGGCACCUGCGACCGCUCUCGGUGCCGCAGCGCACCCGGGCCGCGCUCGACGCGCUUGCGCUGCUCUGGCUCCACGACGCGAUGGUCGCGCACCUCGACGGCACGCUAGCGUCGCUCAGCACGACGUACGACGUCAGUGGCAAGACCAAGGUGGCCUGCGCGCUCUGCAAGCGCAAGUUCAAGUCCCCGAUGGCGCUCAGCCAGCACGCAACGACGUGCGUGCCCAAGCCCAAGGUCGAGCUCCACUGCGCCAAGUGCACGCAUGUCUUCCGGAGCGAAGCCAGCCUUGUGCGCCACCACUGCGUCCCACCCAAAGCCGCCGACCACAAGUGCGCAGUGUGCAGCCGCGCCUUCUCGACCAAAGUCGGCCUUGAGCACCAUAGUGCGACGCACCAGCAACAAGAACCAAUGGCAGAACCCAAGGCGCCCAAGGAGAAGAAGAAGCUCGCGUGCGGCCACUGCACCCGCAAGUUCAAGACGCACGCGUCGUUGAAGCGCCAUACGGAAAACUGUGACGCUGCUAAGCCCAAGCCAGUGGCAGUCGAAGCGGCCAAGCCCAAGGGUACAGCUGCCACCAAAGUCGAAGCUACCAAGGCACAGGAGCCCGCCAAGAUCGAUACUGCCAAGCUUGUCACUGCAACGCCGGUGGUCAAGGUCGAAGCUGUAAAGCCCAAGGAACCGGUGGCGAAGGCGGAUGCCGCCAAGGCCAAGACCACCGCCUUACCCACCAAGCCGACAGCAACGGGACAUGUGGAGGCCAUCAAGCCGAAAGAAGCUCCGGUCAUCUCGGCACCGACACCAAAGGUCGAGGCGCCGGCACUUGCCCCUAAGAAGGUCGGAUCCACCAAGCUCAAGAAGGUUGAAUCCAAGGCGGCCCCAGUGGUUGCGCACAAGGCAGAGACCCCCAAGAAAAAGGUCACCGCCGCCAAGACGACGUCCCCCAAGCAGCCCAAGAGUGUUGCUUCGGGCGCAAAGCCGACGGUGGUCGUUGAGAGCGCCGACUUCCUCUUGGAUGCGCCGGUGUCGCACGACGCCGUCAGCUACCGAUACCUCCUCAACGUCGGUGUCAACCUCCACACUGUCAAUCACGCCGCACCGAGCAACGUGGUGACAACCGCGUCUUCGCCAAAGCUGGUGUCACAAGCCUCGACCGUUGCGCUCAGCCCCGACUCGAACAACGACUACCUCCUCGACGCCUCGAUGACGCACGAUGCGGUUGCGUACCGCUACAGCCUCGGCCUCACGUCGCAGCCCGUGCAGUAGUCCGCACAUACACAUCGAGUAGUAUAACGUAGCAAUAGGUCAUCACUCUACAUGUUGAUGUUCUAUGUGGACCGUGGACGGAUGCAGAAGAUCGCGAAUCGGUGGCCUGUCAGCACCUUUUUCCAAACGAGCAUUUUAAAAUCCAUUUAAACAGUACUUUAUACGUAUACAAAUG